AUGUCUUCCAACAACACUCAGCUCAAGCGCGUGCUCGUGACCGGUGGACUCGGGUACAUUGGCUCGCAUGUCGUCCUCUCCCUUCUCCUCUCUGGGCGCUACCUUCCCAUCGUCAUUGACAACUGUCACAAUGCGUUCCCCGAGGCCGUGAACCGCUGCGCCGAGAUUGCUCGCGACGAGAUGGGCCCCAACGCACCCCAGCCCAUCUUCCACAAGGCCGACAUGCGCAACCCUGCCGAGAUCGACGCCGUCUUUGAGCAGUACAAGGCGGACGGCGGGAUCUGGGGCGUUGUUCACCUCGCUGCCCUCAAGGCGGUCGGCGAGUCCAGCGAGCUCCCCCUCUCGUACUACCAGGUCAACGUCGGCGGCUCCGUGUCGCUCCUCCAGUCCAUGGCCAAGUACGGUUGCAACUCGUUUGUCUUUUCCUCGUCGGCCACCGUGUACGGCACUCCGGAGGUCAUUCCCAUUCCCGAAACGUCGCGUGUGCACGCCGAGUCUGCGUACGGACGGACAAAGGCCAUGGUCGAGGACGUGAUCCAGGACGUGUGCCGCUCCGGCACAAUGGAGGAGCCUCGCAAGGAGCCACUUAAGGCCGUCUCGGUCCGCUACUUCAACCCCGCUGGUGCUCACCCCUCCGGCAAGCUCGGCGAGGAGCCGCGCGGUAAGCCCGGAAACCUUCUCCCCCUGCUUGCGCAGAUGGCUGUCGGACGCGAGAAGUCGGACCUCCAGGUCUUUGGCAACGACUACCCCGGUUCGCCGGACGGCACGUGUGUGCGUGACUACCUGCACAUCAUGGAUUUGGCACAGGGCCACGUGCUUUCGCUGGACGCCAUCGCUGUGCCUGCCGACCAGCCCAACAUCUUUGACAAGUGCGACCCCCGCACCGACGGCUACUUCCGCGCCUUUAACCUCGGCCGUGGCAAGGGCCAGUCUGUCCUCACCAUGAUCGAGGCGAUGCGCAAGGCCACCGGCUUUGAUUACAAGUACGAGAUUGUCGGCCGCCGCAUGGGCGAUGUCCCGGACCUCACGGCCGACCCCGCGCUCGCCGAGAAGGAGCUGGGCUUCCUCGCCAAGCGUGACCUCCCAGAGAUGUGCCGCGACCUCUGGAACUUCCAGACCAAGAACCCCAACGGGUACGAGCCCACCACCACCGCCAACGCUGCCUAA
Molecule: messenger RNA, 1167 nt
Organism: Cutaneotrichosporon cavernicola
Lineage: Eukaryota; Fungi; Basidiomycota; Tremellomycetes; Trichosporonales; Trichosporonaceae
Gene: GAL10
Exons: 5
Coding region: 1-1167 (388 amino acids)
Biological process (GO): beta-D-galactose catabolic process via UDP-galactose, Leloir pathway
Cellular component (GO): cytosol
Molecular function (GO): UDP-glucose 4-epimerase activity
Source: RefSeq, a predicted model, not a curated record